AUGUCAGAUGCCAGUCUCAUCAUUGUUGACUCUCCCGCGCACGCACCAGGGGUGUCAGUGAUCACACUCAACCGCCCAGAGAAGCGCAAUGCCGUCUCAAAAGCCAUGAUCAUUGAGUUCCUUGGAGCUCUCUCAAGAGCCUCGGCUGACUCAAACACCAAAGUCAUUGUCAUAACUGGAUACGGCUCUUGCUUCUCGGGUGAGUUAAGUUCCAAACCACGUUUUCUCGGCAGUUUAUUAACUUGCUCGACAGCUGGUGCGGAUAUCAAGGAGAUAUCGACGAUGGAUGCUGAAGCCGCCAGAUCUUGUCGUUACCUGGAAGAUCUGUGCCAUGGCAUGGCUGCUGCCAUGAAAGCCAUCCUGCUUGGAACGCCGAUCUCGAGUGAAGAAGCAUUGUCUUGUGGGCUGGUCUGCGACAUGUUUAAGGAUGGGCAAGUAUUGGACAAGACUAUCGAAGCUGCCGCGCAGCUCGCAGCUCGAGGUGGUGUUGCCGUUCAAUUGGCCAAGAAAGCUAUAUGCCGAGGUUUGUUGACAUACUUUGUCUCAUAUUGCGGUCUGGAGCUAAUGGUCUGUAGCUGA
Molecule: messenger RNA, 579 nt
Organism: Fusarium fujikuroi IMI 58289
Lineage: Eukaryota; Fungi; Ascomycota; Sordariomycetes; Hypocreales; Nectriaceae
Exons: 2
Coding region: 1-579 (192 amino acids)
Biological process (GO): fatty acid beta-oxidation
Cellular component (GO): mitochondrion
Molecular function (GO): enoyl-CoA hydratase activity
Source: RefSeq, a predicted model, not a curated record